Molecule: messenger RNA, 1113 nt
Organism: Oncorhynchus gorbuscha (pink salmon)
Lineage: Eukaryota; Metazoa; Chordata; Actinopteri; Salmoniformes; Salmonidae
Product: putative glycine-rich cell wall structural protein 1
Exons: 3
Coding region: 427-1113 (228 amino acids)
Source: RefSeq, a predicted model, not a curated record
GGAGGCGCAUCGCCGGAGACCCGCUCAAACCCUCUCCUGACACAGACAGACGGACGGACGGACGGACGGAGGCAGGAGGCAUAUGCUGAAGCAAACAGUUGUGCGCUCGCUCUCCGAUCAGUGAACUCCGGAAGAGUUGAUACGGACAGUCAGGAUGUCCCAUAUCUCCGUCAACGACCACCUGGAGGGAUUCUAUCAGACUUCGAAGCUUUAAAAAGAUCCUUUGACGUUGACGAUGUGGAUGAACUUCCUCCCUUCUCCCCCUCCUCCCCCGUUCCCUCCCCCCUCUCCUCCACCUCCCUCCUCAACAAGACCAACGAGGGUCGAGGGUUCCCCACCUCCAACCACGGCUCCCCUGCCUUCCGUUCCCGGAUCAGCCUUGGUACCAACCCCAGCCCUGCCCAGAGCCCUGUGUUCAAGUCCCGCAUGGUCUCCAGUAUCUCCUUCAACAGAGCCAUGAACAGACCCGCCAUCAACAACAAUGGAGGGAGCUCCGGAGGCAUCACCAGGGCCUCUUCGUUCCAGAACAAGUUCAACCCUAAGGGUUUCUCCUCCUCUCUCUCUGGCCCAGGCAGUGAUAAUGAUAGUCUCCAUAGCUCCUCUUCUAGUCUGGAGUAUUCCAUCCAGGGAGGCGGAGGAGAAGGAGGAGGAGGAGGGGUACAUCCAGGCAAGCCAGGGUCUCUGUCCUACUCCACUAGCCCACAGAUGGAGCAGCGUCCUGGGCAGCAGCGUGGCGUGGGCCUGGGGAUGGGGAAGAAGUUCUCUUCCCAUGGGAGUGUGUUUCACUCUGAGCUAGAGGGGCCUAUGGGGCUGGGAGCUCCAGAGCCCAGGGGGGUCAGCCACGGAUCCAUGCCCAGUCUGGACCUCCAGAUGGGGGAAGGAGGAGGCGGGGUGAUGGGGCUGCGGGGGGCUGGAGGUGGAGGGGUGAGGUAUGGCAACGCCAAUGUGGGUUUGAAUGGCGGAUCCCAGCGGCAUUAUAACACCAGUCCCUUUGGGAAGGAAGGAUGCUACUCUCCCAAUCAGAACCACAACAGCUACCAGGCCCAGCCCAAACCCAAAGAGACGCAGCGUCUCAACAAGUUCCCCUGGAUCUGGACAGUCUGGUGGGGGUGA